Molecule: messenger RNA, 2316 nt
Organism: Vespa crabro (European hornet)
Lineage: Eukaryota; Metazoa; Arthropoda; Insecta; Hymenoptera; Vespidae
Gene: vib
Product: phosphatidylinositol transfer protein beta isoform
Exons: 6
Coding region: 377-1192 (271 amino acids)
Biological process (GO): phospholipid transport
Cellular component (GO): cytoplasm
Molecular function (GO): phosphatidylcholine binding; phosphatidylcholine intramembrane carrier activity; phosphatidylinositol transfer activity
Source: RefSeq, a predicted model, not a curated record
GAAAAAUAAUAAAAAGUAAUGUGUCCAUAUAUAGUAUUCGUAUUCACGCAUGCGGUUUUCGUAUGUGGGCUAGAAUGACGUCAUAGGCAAAAGAGAGAAAAAGAGAGACAUAUAAAGAGAGAGGAAGUAAGGAUAAUAAGUGGUAGGGGAAAUUGAUGUACACGUGUGCGCAAGUAUAUGUGCUCCCUGGUUCCCGUGGCCGUGGCAUCGUACAGUUCGUAGAGUGGUGGAGUGUGUCAGUUGCUUGGGAAGUCUGCUCUUGUCGUGCAUGUCUAUGAUUACAAGUGGUAAGAUAACGCGAGUGAUUUUACCGAAGUAAGGGUAGUGGAUUUCGAUUAAACGAAAUUAAUACGUACCACAUGCACAACUAAUUAAGAUGCUCAUCAAGGAAUUCCGUGUCACUCUACCUUUGACCGUGGAAGAAUACCAAGUUGCUCAAUUGUAUUCCGUGGCAGAAGCAAGUAAAAAUAAUACCGGCGGAGGAGAAGGUAUAGAGGUUCUAAAAAAUGAACCCUUUAAGGAUUAUCCUCUUCUCGGUGGAAAAUAUUCUGCGGGUCAAUAUACAUAUAAGAUUUAUCAUUUAGCCAGUAAAGUGCCUGCUUUUAUUCGUAUCUUACUUCCAAAGAAUUCUUUGGAAAUUCAUGAAGAAGCUUGGAAUGCAUAUCCAUAUUGCAAAACUAUUAUAACUAAUCCGGGUUAUAUGAAGGAUAACUUUAUAAUUAUGAUAGAAUCUUUUCAUAUUGGAGACUGUGGAAAUCAGCAUAAUGUUCAUGAAUUACCCUCUGAUAAGCUUAAAAUAAGAGAAGUAAUACAUAUAGAUAUUGCAAAUGAUUCUAUUGCAACUGCUGAUUAUAAAGAAGAUGAAGAUCCAACAAAGUUUAAAUCACAGAAAACAGGACGAGGUCCUCUUGUAGGCAAAGAUUGGAUGAACAAUAUUCAACCUGUGAUGACAUGUUAUAAGCUAGUUACUUGUGAAUUUAAGUGGUUUGGGUUGCAAACACGCGUUGAAAGUUUUAUUCAAAAAGCAGAGAGACGUCUGUUCACAAAUUUUCAUAGACAAGUUUUCUGCUGGAUAGACCGUUGGUAUGGAUUGACAAUGGAGGAUAUCAGAGCUAUUGAAGAUAAUACUAAAGAAGAAUUAGACAGGCAAAGACAUCAAGGUGAAGUACGUGGAAUGCAAGCUGAUGAUUGAGGCUUCAAAUGCCUCUGUCAUAAAUGGUUUAAAUCAAUUUCCUUAUACAUGUCAUACAUAGAUACAUGCGCAUACCUAUGGAUGUAUACCCAGACAAACCCUGCCAUAGGCGAUCCUGCAGGAUCGGGACAUUUUCCAGAACUUAUAUGUCUAGAUUUAGUGUCUAUUACAAUUACUUACAAUUUUAAUUUAUUUACAUUUACAACCAUUUUAGAUAAAUGUACCUACAGUCAAAGAUUGUCAUUAGAAUAUAACUGUUAACAUGGAGAACUGAUAUAAAUCGGUCCUAUUUAAGUAAUGCAUAAACUAUGAAAAAAAGAGAAUUUGGUUUGUUUAAAACCAAUAUAGAUAAAAAACAGUAAUGAUUAAUAAUUUAGUAGUUCGAUAAUAAUAUAUAAUGAAAUUUGUCAACAAGCAAUUAAAAUUGCUUGAUACAAAGUACAUACAAGGGUAAAUGUGAUUAGAUGUGAAUUUAAUUUAUAGGCAGAUGUUUAAAAGGGAGAAAAAAGAAAUAAAAAAAGAAAAAGAAGAUAAUGAUUUAGAUCUUAUCACGGUGAAUAUGAUUUAUGUAUUUAUAUAAUUAAAUUGGAUAGAUGAGAUACUUUUGCUCUUGUAUUCUCAAGCUUACUGGCAUAUUGUGAUGAUGUUCUCCAGCAUUCCUCAAGGCCUGCACAAUGUAUUAUAAUCAGGAAAUUAAAGAAAUCUAUUUUGUUAGAAUCACAAUACGAAUUUCACUAAUAAUAUAUUUCUCAGAAUGUAUACCAAUGUUAUAAUAGAUAUGGUAGGUUACAAAAAGUGAGGCUCGUGCAUUAUGCUUUCCAUUGAAAAGCAAAGUUGUCCCACAUUCUUUAUUUAGGACCAAAUUGAUAGAUUUCUGAAACAAAUUUGAAUACAAUAAACUGACAUAAGUAAUUCAUUGUAUGGAAUUGUGGGAUGUAUAUAUUUUAUGCAAAACAAUAAGAAAUUGAAAAUAUUAAUAUGACACACAUCGAGAGGUUAUUACUCUCCGUUUCAAUGUUUAUGACAGAGAGAGAGAGAGAGAGAGAGAGAGAGAGAGGGAGAGAGAGAGAGAGAAAGAGAGAGAGAGAGAGAGAGAGAGAGAGGAAAGGAAGAAAAUUCUCUAU